Molecule: messenger RNA, 373 nt
Organism: Caenorhabditis elegans
Lineage: Eukaryota; Metazoa; Nematoda; Chromadorea; Rhabditida; Rhabditidae
Gene: spp-9
Product: Saposin B-type domain-containing protein
Exons: 2
Coding region: 13-324 (103 amino acids)
Source: RefSeq, marked reviewed
UUUUAGGAUACAAUGAAAACUGUUCUCUUUCUGGUUGCGGUUGUUGCUGUUACCACUGCUUUAGUUUUCCCUGAACAGAGAGCAAGUGCGUUUGACUGUUUCUUGUGCCGUUUGGCUGUUAACACCACCGAUCCCCCUGUCGACAACGAGCUCCAUAUCGUUGAAGAUAAAUUCCUUGCCGAAUGUAAGAAAGAACUCAAAGGAAUCCCUUUUUUGGAGCAGACUUGUCUAAACUACGCCCACUCGGAGUUCGAUCCGAUCAUCAAGGAGCUCGAAUCUGGAACUGCACCAGAAGAUGUUUGUAGAGCAAUUGAACAAUGCUAACAAUGCCAUUGAAAUGUGUAUUUCGUCCGAAUAAACAUUUUAUCAUUAA